Molecule: messenger RNA, 2094 nt
Organism: Amphimedon queenslandica
Lineage: Eukaryota; Metazoa; Porifera; Demospongiae; Haplosclerida; Niphatidae
Product: beta-galactosidase-like
Exons: 2
Coding region: 6-1967 (653 amino acids)
Biological process (GO): carbohydrate metabolic process
Molecular function (GO): beta-galactosidase activity
Source: RefSeq, a predicted model, not a curated record
AGCUAAUGAGUUGCAAAAUGGCCGCUGCUGUGCUGUUUUCCAGGCUGCAUUGCAAAGUGUUUUUGCUACUUUUCCUUUGUUCAGGAGCUUCACUCUUCAUUGGUGUAGACUCUAGAUCAUUCACCAUCGACUAUGACAGCAAUUCAUUCUCAAAAGAUGGACAGCCAUUCAGGUACAUAUCAGGUAGCAUGCAUUACAGCCGUGUUCCCUCUUAUUAUUGGAGAGACAGACUCUCAAAGAUGUACUAUGCUGGCCUCAAUGCUGUCCAGACCUAUGUUCCAUGGAACUUUCACGAGCCAUUUCCAGGAGUUUAUAACUUUGAAGGAGACCACGAUCUAGUUGGAUUUCUCAAAACAGCACAAGAUGUUGGUCUAUUGGUCAUACUACGUGCUGGCCCUUACAUCUGUGGAGAGUGGGAGAUGGGGGGAUUCCCCAGUUGGACUCUCAGGAACCAACCGCCCCCAACUCUACGUAGCUCCGAUCCAAGUUACCUUUCACUCGUUGAUGCAUGGAUGGGUAAACUCCUUCCACUCGUUAAACCUCUCUUGUAUGAAAACGGAGGUCCCAUCAUCACUGUGCAGGUUGAAAAUGAAUACGGCAGUUUCUAUACUUGUGAUCAGAAAUACAUGAAUCACUUAGAGUCAACUUUCCGUCAGUAUCUAGGACCUAACGUGGUCCUAUUCACAACUGAUGGUGCUGGGGAUGGAUACCUAAAGUGUGGUACUAUACCAUCUCUUUAUGCAACUGUUGAUUUUGGAGCUACUGAUAAUCCGGAAGGAUAUUUUGCCUUCCAACGCAAGUAUGAGCCAAAAGGUCCAUUGGUUAAUUCAGAGUUUUAUACAGGCUGGCUUGAUCACUGGGGCCAGGCUCAUCAGACGAGAAAUGGAGAUCAAAUUGCUUCUUCUCUUGAUAAGAUUCUUGCCCUCAAUGCUUCCGUGAACAUGUACAUGUUUGAAGGGGGUACCAAUUUUGGAUUUUGGAACGGGGCCAAUUGUGGUGGACAGUCAUACCAACCUCAACCAACAUCCUAUGAUUAUGAUGCUCCUCUAAACGAGAGAGGAGAAAUGACAGACAAGUUCGGCCUGUUACGCUCGGUCAUUAAAAAAUAUCAUCCAGUUCCUUCAAUUCCGCCUAUAGAAUCUGAUGUAUCUGUGUAUGGGGAUAAGUCUGGACACAUUUAUUAUGAUGAGUAUGCUGAUUUAUUUGAGAGUCUCAAAGUGCUAGGUACUAAACAGACAACGGCCGACCGACCGCUAACCUUUGAAGACAUGGAACAGGACUUUGGUUUCAUACUCUACACUCCAGUUGAUGACAUAACCCUCUCAUCCUCUGAUCAAGUCACACUAACAAUUGAUGAGCUACACGAUAGGGCAACCAUAUACUGGAAUAGGCAACUAGUCGGGACUCUCCUUCGUUCUGCAGGACUUACAAAGAAUAUGAGUGUGUCUUUCAAUGCAACCUCCAGCAAAGGAUCUCUUGCUAUUUUGGUAGAGAACAUGGGACGUGUGAAUUAUGGCUCUUACAUUGCUGACAAGAAGGGAAUCUUAAAUGGCGUCUAUUUGAAUGGAGUUGAAGUACUUCAUUGGACGACUACCUCAUUGCCACUUAAUAAUACAAAUGAGUUGCAAUUUACCCAGGUUGGUAGCACUACCCCUCCUACUUCAGCAGUAUUUUAUAAAGCAUCAUUCACUAUUGAUGGCUCUACUCUUAAUGAUACAUAUCUUCUGACUGACCAAUGGACAAAAGGUGUUGCAAUUGUUAAUGAUUUUAACCUUGGUCGCUACUGGCCAGUGAAGGGACCUCAAAAGACCCUGUAUGUACCUGCUUCUGUACUUAAGAAAGGAACAAAUGGGGUUGUGCUAUUUGAGGUUGAUUCAGCUCCUAAUAAAGGCUCAACUCAAUUUGUGGAUAAGCCUGAUUUAGGCUUGUCAGUGACGCGAGCCUUUGAAGCUGAGGUCAGGUGGUGAGUGGUGCUGAUAAUUGCUAUGUCUAUGCUGUUUGUAUUGUCUUAGGACUAUAUUUAUAAACCAAUGUUUGCUCUAACUUGUCUCUGAUUUGUUUUUAAUUUAAUUAAAGUUGAUAACGUCAAAACAA